Rosa chinensis is the source of this 783-nucleotide messenger RNA. RefSeq lists its product as uncharacterized. The record is from RefSeq and is a predicted model, not a curated record. Bases 1 to 783 code for a protein of 260 amino acids. The transcript has a single exon. NCBI's taxonomy places the organism in Eukaryota, Viridiplantae, Streptophyta, Magnoliopsida, Rosales, Rosaceae.
AUGAGAGGAAGAAUAGAUGAGUCUCACUAUUGCAAAUACCACAGGGAAUACAGACACUCCUUAGAGAAAUGCGUGCAUUUGGCAGACGCAUACCAAGCUUUGAUAGAUAGGGGUGCCCCGAGCAUACAACGCUUCAUCAAAAAAGAAGGAAACCAAGCUGGUAAUCCAAGGCCCGUUGGUCAGGAGGCACGCCCCAACAACCCCCGGACAGUCAUCAACACGAUUUCCGGAAACUCCAAUAGGUCUCGCAAGGCAUACGCUCGAUCGAUCAACGCGGACAUUUUUUCGGUGGACGCUAGACCCACCAAGAUGAGACGACUAGUACCAGAGCCCAUCACCUUCACUGAUGAAGACGGGGAAGGACUGAUUUACCCACAUAGCGACCCAAUCAUCAUUACGGCCUUGAUUGCGGACUGCGAGGUAGCUCGUGUCCUGGUUGAUGGCGGUAGUGCGGUAAACAUCAUCUCGGCUGUAGCGUUUGCAAAGCUAGGGGUCGAGCCCGGAAUGCUGACACGAGGAACUGCAUCACUGACCGCAUACGGAGGUGCGAAGAUCCAACCAAUCGGUCACAUGCCGUUGACACUCUCUUUGGGGACUUGGCCCAAUGUUGGGACCUGCACAACCUUGUUUGUGAUAAGCGACUGCCCGUCAGCUUAUAAUGUCAUUCUCGGACGACCAACACUCGGGGACCUGAUGGCUAGAGUCUCAUACUAUCACUUAACAUUGAAGUUCCCUACGUCAAGCGGUAUAGGAAAAGUUAGAGGAGACCAGGCUCUAGCAUGA